AAGUCAUGCGAAAGAAAAGGCGUUUACGGUUUCCUCUCUAUAAUACUGUUUCUCUUUCCAAACUCAUUUUCCCAAAAUUUAAAUAAAUUAACCCAAAAAAAGAUAAAUAAAUAAAUUAAAACAAAAUGAAUAUGGGUGGCGGAGCAGGCGUUGCCGACGACAAUACCGCGCCGUCUGCCGUCACGCAAUUCAGCCACGCGGUCUGGCGGCGGUACCAGCACUUGCUGGACAAAUCGACGCCCCUGGUGCUGUACCGAUGGAUCUUUCUAGCGGCGAUCGCCUUCGUAUACGCGCUGCGCGUCUACCUACUGCAGGGGUUCUAUAUCAUCACGUACGGCCUGGGAAUCUACAUCCUUCAACUGCUGAUUGCGUUUCUGUCGCCGCAGGUGGACCCCGAGAUCCAGGAGCUGACUGAUGGCCCCUCCCUCCCCACGCGCGGUUCCGACGAGUUCCGCCCCUUCGUCCGCCGCCUCCCCGAGUUUAAGUUCUGGCAUUCGCUGGCAAAGGCUUUCUUCUUUGCUCUUGUGCUGACAUUCUUCAGCGCCUUUGACGUGCCUGUUUUUUGGCCAAUUCUGCUAUUCUAUUGGUUGGUUCUGUUCAUUUCAACAAUGAAGAGGCAAAUAAUGCAUAUGGUUAAAUAUAAAUAUGUCCCUUUCACGUUUGGGAAGCAGCGUUACGCCGGGAAGAAGGCAGCUCCAGCCGAUGAGACAAACAGUGGCAGGCCUUAAUUUCCAUGUAGAAUAGGGCUUUAAGUUCUGAAGAUUACACUUUUUGUUAGGGUCAAAAUUUGAUUUUCAGUAUUGUAUUCUUCUAGCAUUCUGUUUAGGCACGAUCAAUUACAUCUGUAAUACUAGUGACUGUUAUUUUAAGUUCUUUUUCUUGUGUUUAAGCUGCCCACUACCUUAUCUCCUGCAGUCGGUAACAUAUGUAACUACUGCCACGAUUUUGGUCAUCAAAUUGCUCUCAAAUGUGAUAACUAAGUGGUUCAGUGAGAA
Molecule: messenger RNA, 995 nt
Organism: Sesamum indicum (sesame)
Lineage: Eukaryota; Viridiplantae; Streptophyta; Magnoliopsida; Lamiales; Pedaliaceae
Product: protein RER1A
Biological process (GO): protein retention in ER lumen; retrograde vesicle-mediated transport, Golgi to endoplasmic reticulum
Cellular component (GO): Golgi membrane
Source: RefSeq, a predicted model, not a curated record